AUGCUUUUCAGCAACAAGUCACUCAUUACCUUUUCUACACUCCUUACUGCGGUUUUCGCGGAUUACAAUGGUACCCCAGAUGGCCACAAACAUCAACGAUGGAAUGAGACCGAGACCACGACUGUGGAGACUCAUGUCAAGCUGGUGACGGUGGUUAUCUCGAAGGCGGUGGCGACAACUUGUGUUACGACUGGGACGGAGUCAGAGAGUGGGAGUGUGAGCACGAUUCCGGCUUCGUCACUUACUCAAUCUGGGUCUUUGAGCGUUAUUUCUCCGUCCAGCGUUUCGACAUAUUCUGGACCUGGCUCUUCAUACAGUCUUUCCGAGUCUGGAACCGUCAGCAGCAGCAUUUCAACGGGUCCUUCGUCCAUCAGUGUAUCUUCCUCGACGACAUAUACAUGGGGCAAUUAUUCGUCCGUCUCGACCUCAAGUGUCUCUUCCAGCAAGCCAUAUGAGGUAUCAUCUUCUGCUACAUCGAGUAGCAAGGUCACUGGAAGUGUAUCUUCGGUCUCGUCAUCUUCAUCUACUCUUUCUGAAUCGCUGUCUUCAGUGUUAUCAAGCAGCUCGUCUUCUAGCAGCCCUCUGUCUUCAUCGUCCGCAACUUCUAAAGUCAGCCAGACAUCAAAAUCGACCGUUGGUACCAGUUCUGCGUCGAAGUCAAGUCUCACAAGCUCGCAAUCAUCGUCUCUGAGUUACAGCAAGAGCGUCUCUUCAUUCGUCAGCAAGAGCAGCACAACAGCCUCCGAGUCUUCCUCCUCCAUGUCUAGUUCAAGCCAGACUAGUUCCUCCAUCGUGUCGAAAUCCAGCUCACAGUCAUCUUCUACCCUGUCUAUCUCAAGUAAAAUCAGUUCCUCGUCGAGCAAGUCGUCAUCAAGCAGUCUCACAGCUUCCUCUUCUGUCGGCAAGACAAGUUCUUCGAGCUCUAGCUCAGUUACCAGCAGUAGCAAGACAAGCUCGUCGAGUUCCAGUUCUUUGACCAGUAGCAGCAAGUCUAGCUCCUCUAGCUUAAGCAGUUCAUCGAAGUCGUCCUCUGUGACAAGCACCAGCAAGUCUAGCUCAAGCAGUUCAUCCAAAUCAUCCUCUGUGUCAAGCACCAGCAGCACAUUAUCCUCCUCAAGUUCCAGCAGCAAAACCAGCUCAAUUAGUUCCAGCACGUCUUCGUCGUCGAUCACGAGCAGCAAGAGUUCGACAAGCAGCAAGUCCUCCUCGACUUCAUCAUCCUCGACCUCUUCUGCCACCCCUUCUCCUACAACAUGCUCUCAAUACUGGAUGGAAAGUAUCAAACAUCAGGGUAUCGCUCCUUUCAACGCUGCUCCCGGCAGCUACCAAGUGUUCCGAAAUGUCAAGGACUUUGGGGCUGUAGGAGACGGAGUCACCGAUGACACUGUUGCUAUCAACAAUGCCAUCUCGAGUGGGAACAGAUGCGCUCCCGGUUCCUGCGGAUCGUCAACCACCACGCCCGCCAUUGUAUACUUCCCAAAUGGAACCUACCUGGUAUCAAAUCCUGGUAUCAUUGACUACUACUACACUCAAAUCAUUGGGAACCCGAUCCCAGGUUGCAUGCCUACAAUCAAAGCCGCUUCAACGUUCAGCACUAGAUGGUUGAUUGAUGGCGAUCAAUACCAAGCUGGAGGAGCUUUUGGAUAUGGUCCGACAAAUGUUUUCUGGAGACAGAUUCGUAACUUCAUCAUCGACAUUACUGCAAUUCCAGCAACUUUUCAGGUCGCAGCCAUUCAUUGGCCUACAGCUCAAGCUACUUCUCUUCAAAACAUUGUGUUCCAGAUGUCUCAAGCUUCUGGUAAUCAACAUCAGGGUCUUUUCAUCGAAAGUGGUUCUGGAGGGUUCAUGACUGAUCUGAUUUUCAAUGGUGGAGCCCAAGGACUUUUCCUUGCUAACCAGCAAUUUACAAUGCGUAACCUUACAUUCAACAACGCUGCCACUGCCAUCAUGCAAGGAUUCGAUUGGAGUUGGACAUACAAAGGAAUUAGUAUCAACAAUUGCCAGGUCGGCAUUGAUAUGACUUCGGCCAGCGGCGGAAACCAAUCAGUUGGCGCAAUCGUUGUGAUUGACAGCGAUAUCACCAACACCCCGGUCGGAGUAUCCACUAUCCAUACCCUCACGAACAAUGCUCCAGCUACUGGUGGCAGCUUGAUCCUCGAGAACGUCCGCCUAAAGAAUGUCCCAACGGCUGUUCAAGGUACUGGUAACUCCGUUCUUCUUGCUGGAACGAGAGGCUCAACAACAAUUGCGGCUUGGGGACAAGGACACAAAUAUGGAGCAUCUGGCCCAGUUAACUUUCAAGGACCAUUUACUCCCACUGCUCGUGUACCAGGUCUCCUCUCUGGCUCCAACUACUACUCUCGCUCCAAGCCUCAGUAUGCUAACCUCCCAGUUUCAGCAUUCCUCAGUGUGCGAUCUGCAGGUGCCGCUGGUGAUGGAAAGACGGAUGAUUCUGCUGCUCUUCAAGCUGUUCUCUACAAAGCAGUAUCAAGUGGUCAGGUUGUCUACUUCGACUCUGGUGAUUAUCUUGUUACCACGACAAUCUACUUUCCACCAGGUGUCAAGGUCACCGGAGAAGCGUACCCUGUCAUCCUGUCCAGCGGUUCUUACUUUGCCGAUAUCACCAACACCAAGCCAGUUGUUCAAGUCGGGAAAGCAGGAGAUACUGGUACUAUCGAAUGGUCAGACAUGAUUGUCAGUACACAAGGUGCUCAAGCGGGAGCCAUCCUCAUCGAAUGGAAUUUGGCCUCGACCGCCGCAGGCAUGUGGGAUGUUCAUACUCGUAUUGGUGGUUUCGCAGGAUCCAAUCUCCAGCUUGCAGAAUGUCCAGUCACAAACACGACAACCAUCACAGCCGCCAAUGUUCCGAAACAGUGUAUCGCAGCUUUCAUGAGCAUGCACGUCACCUCCUCGGCUACAGGCCUGUAUAUGGAGAAUUGUUGGCUUUGGACUGCGGACCACGAUGUUGAGGACCCAAAAGAGACACAAAUCACAAUUUACUCCGGCCGUGGCCUUUUGAUCGAAAGUGCUGAAGGGCUUAACUGGUUGUAUGGGACUGCAGUUGAGCAUCAUUCCUUGUAUCAAUACAGUCUCGCCAACACGGCCGACCUCUUCAUGGGCUUCAUUCAAACUGAAACAGCGUACUACCAGCCCAACCCAGAUGCUACAGUUCCUUUUCCCACAAACGCAGCCUACAGCGACCCAACAUAUGUGGCUGGACAAUCUGGCUGGGGUCUUCAUGUCUCUCAAUCUCACAACGUUACAGUUUAUGGACAAGGCUUGUACAGCUUCUUCAGCAACAACAACGUUGAUUGCUCCAAUCAAGGAAACGGGGAGACAUGCCAAACCAAGAUCUUCUCAGUGGACACGUAUUCAGCAGCUAGUAUUGCCGUUUAUGGAUACAGUACAGUGGGCACGACGAACAUGAUUACACUUGGUGGAGCAGAUAUUGCAGUGUAUUCUGAUAAUUUGGAUGGUUUUGUCGAUACUAUUGCGUUGUUCAGGGAGUAUUGA
Molecule: messenger RNA, 3513 nt
Organism: Mollisia scopiformis
Lineage: Eukaryota; Fungi; Ascomycota; Leotiomycetes; Helotiales; Mollisiaceae
Product: pectin lyase-like protein
Exons: 10
Coding region: 1-3513 (1170 amino acids)
Molecular function (GO): polygalacturonase activity
Source: RefSeq, a predicted model, not a curated record